This is a messenger RNA of Closterium sp. NIES-67, 1154 nucleotides long. NCBI's taxonomy places the organism in Eukaryota, Viridiplantae, Streptophyta, Zygnematophyceae, Desmidiales, Closteriaceae. The record is from the annotation of a GenBank genome assembly.
CAUUUCCCGGCCUCCUCGCUAGCAGAGUCCCGAACUUCACCAUGCUCGCGCCAAGAGCGUAAUCAUUACCGCCACGCAUCGUGUAGCACCCCGCUCCCCACAGCCCGCUACCCUAAUUCUAGGGUGUUAGGUCUAGGAAAUUUGAGAAAAACCGUACCACGCUUGGCGCCCACGCGUGAAUUCCCGCUUCCGCAUCUAGCUGCGCCGAGCUGCCUGCAGCCGCCCAUUACCCGCUCCCCCCCGCCGUCGGCGCUAGUUGGCUGCAAAUGGGAACACAGUUUCCGCUUUCCCCCGCUUCGAGCCCGUGCGAGCCGCCGCCCCCGCAUAGCUCUUCUCAACCCCACGGCCACGCCGUCUCACGCUGCGUCCCACAGCUAGUACCCGAGCAGGGAGGAAGAGAGGCGAUCCAGCGGUGACGGAGAGAGGCGAUCGAGCGGAGAUGAAGAGAAGCGAUGAAUCAGGGAGGUCGAGAGGCGAUAGAGCAGGGAGGGAAAGAGGCGAAACAGAAGGGAGGGGGAGAGCCAAUACAGCACGAAGGGAUUGAGCGAGGAGCAAGAGCAGGGAAGGAUAGGCGAUACAGCAGGGCGGAAGAGAGGCUAUAGAGCAAGGAGGACGAGAGGCGAGAGCAGGGAGGAAGAGAGGCGGUACAGCAGGGAGGGAGAGUGGCGACCCAGGCAAGGAGGGAGAGAUGCGAUCGAGCAGGGAGGGAAAGAGGCAAAACAGAAGGGAGAAAUGAGGGAAUGACGUGAACUGCGGAAAUGAGGGGGAGAGGAGAGAGAGGGAGGCAGAGAGGCAUGAGUGCAGGUAGAGGGACAAUAGUGCAGGCAGGGAGAGAGACAAGAUGGCAGGGGAGGAGAGAGAAAAUAGUGCAGGGUUGUAGAGGGUCCAUCCGCUCACAUGGAUGACGCCAGAGAUGUUUUGCAGCAAAGAUUUCCCGAACUCAUGGUCACGGUCUUGUUGCAUGACGCUGACGAGCUUUUCUAUGUGACUUGGAAAAUGAACUACUCGAAAGCGUAUUGCUAUUCUUAAUGUGGUUACAUGGUACCUUUGACUGUAUGUAUGCUCAUAGAUCCUCAGUCUCACCACCUAGAUCCUAGUAGGGUCAGCCAGGGGGUCCCUGAAUCAUGGAACUUAUCCAUUGUCCUACACUACAG